Molecule: messenger RNA, 657 nt
Organism: Solanum verrucosum
Lineage: Eukaryota; Viridiplantae; Streptophyta; Magnoliopsida; Solanales; Solanaceae
Exons: 1
Coding region: 1-657 (218 amino acids)
Source: RefSeq, a predicted model, not a curated record
AUGGCACCUUAUGAAGCGUUAUAUGGGAGAAAGUGCAGGUCACCGAUCGGAUGGUUUGAAGCAGGCGAAACUGCCUUAUUUGGGCCAGAUCUUAUUCAUCAAGCUAUGGAAAAAGUUAAGGUGAUACAACAACGAUUAGCAACAGCUCAAAGACGACAUAAAUCAUAUGCAGAUAAUAGAAGGAGAGGACUGGAAUUUUUCAUAGAAGAUUGGGUAUUUUUGAAGGUAUCCCCAAUGAAAGGGGUAAUGAGAUUUGGUAAAAAGGGGAAGCUAAGUCCGCGCUAUAUAGGGCCGUAUAAAAUUAUUCGAAGAGUUGGUCAAGUCGCGUAUGAGUUAGAGCUACCUCAAGAGCUCUCAAUAGUCCAUCCAGUAUUUCAUGUCUCAAUGCUUCGAAAAUGCAUAGGCGACCCAUCUCGUAUCACUCCGACGGAAGAUGUACACGUUAUAGAAGAUCUCACUUACGAAGAAGUACCCAUCGCAAUUUUGGAUCGACAAGUUAAGAAACUAAGAAAUAAAGAAGUAGCUUCUGUAAAAGUACUAUGGAGAAACCAACAAGUUGAAGAAGUUACAUGGGAGGCGGAAAAAGCAAUGAAGUCCAAAUAUCCUCAUUUAUUUCAAUCCGAGGAGAAGGGUCAAAGUGCUGAGUUGAGACAGUAA